AUGGCGUGUGCAGUGGAGGAUGGUGUAGCCGUUAUCGAGACAAACUCACUACAGCUCUUUCAGGGUGUGUGUAAACCAUAUCCUCUCCAUCCAUGUGGAAAGCACGAAAAUCAGACGUACUAUGGCGAAUGUCCAAACCACACGUACAGAACUCCGGCGUGCAAGAAGUACUGCCAAUAUGGAUACGACAAGCGCUAUGAUAAUGAUAAAGUCUACGUGACUUCGGCAUAUCAGGUUAAUAGCGAUGAGGCCGCUAUCCGAGCAGAGAUCAUGAGCAGAGGACCCGUUCAAGCGGCAUUCACCGUCUAUGGCGACUUUAUGCUCUACACAGGGGGAAUUUAUGUGCACACAGCAGGCAAACUGAUGGGAGGACACGGUGUGAAAAUCAUCGGAUGGGGAGUGGAAAACGGAACGAAAUAUUGGACAGUUGCCAACUCGUGGAACAGCGACUGGGGAGAAGACGGUACGUGGUUUCAACGUCAUUCUUAUUCUUGUUACUUGAAAAGAGACAUUUUCAAUUUGCUCUACAUAGAACUGCAAAAAACAAUCUUG
Molecule: messenger RNA, 552 nt
Organism: Ostertagia ostertagi
Lineage: Eukaryota; Metazoa; Nematoda; Chromadorea; Rhabditida; Trichostrongylidae
Source: the annotation of a GenBank genome assembly